This is a messenger RNA of Stegastes partitus (bicolor damselfish), 790 nucleotides long. It is a transcript of the gene minpp1b, whose product is annotated as multiple inositol-polyphosphate phosphatase 1b. Lineage: Eukaryota; Metazoa; Chordata; Actinopteri; Pomacentridae. The transcript has 4 exons. The annotation marks the transcript as partial. The record is from RefSeq and is a predicted model, not a curated record. Gene Ontology annotation, molecular function: acid phosphatase activity; inositol phosphate phosphatase activity.
AUCUGGUCGAAGCCGCCUUCUUCCUCUGUUCCUACGAGCUGUCCAUCAGGUCCGUCCACUCUCCGUGGUGCUUCCUGUUCGACAAGAGCGACGCAAAGGUUCUGGAGUACCAGUCGGACCUGAAGCAGUACUGGAAACGCUCCCACGGUCAUGUGAUCAGCAGUCUGUCCAGCUGUCCUCUGUUCCAUCACAUCUUCAGGACGCUCGAUAAAGCCGGACGUCCUCGCAGGUCCACGGAUGCGUCUCCAGAGCCGGCCUCCAUCUUGGUGGGGCACGCUGAGACGCUCCUCCCCCUCCUCUCCCUGCUGGGACUCUACAAGGACGAGACUCCGCCCACAGCCAGCAACUACCAAUCACAGCACGGUCGGACUUUCCGGACGAGUCGGAUCGUCCCGUACGCCGCCAACCUGCUGUUCGUGCUGUUCGACUGCCAGCGAGGCCCGCGGCUGCAGCUGCUCGUCAACGAGUCGCCGGUUCGAUUCCCGGGGCUGCAGGCGGAGGACGCGCCGCUGUACCGUGACGUCCGCGCCGCCUACCGCCACCUGCUGGACGGCUGCGACUUCCACAGGGAGUGUGAGGGGAGAAGCGGGGGCCGCGGCCCCAACACCGAGCUCUGAGGGCCCCGGCCUCCGGACCGCCGCAGCCUUAAUGCACCUGUCGGACCAAGCCCCGCCCCCUCACAGCCACUGUCCAAUCACAGGCUGACGCAGCUGUUGUUUAACCCUCUGAACCCUGGUCCUUCACUGAGGUUCAUGUUUCAACAUAAAGUCCUGCAGCUCUGAGGAACCAG